Bursaphelenchus xylophilus (pine wood nematode) is the source of this 5216-nucleotide messenger RNA. Lineage: Eukaryota; Metazoa; Nematoda; Chromadorea; Rhabditida; Aphelenchoididae. The record is from the annotation of a GenBank genome assembly.
AUGAACAAGUCGUUGAACGAUGAGACCAAGGAGAGCCUGUUUGCCAGCGAUUUAAUGGUCCAUAUUGGCACUUCGGAGGUGGAAUCCGUACUCCCAACGGCCUCGGAAUACACCAAGAGUCUCUACGAUCAGGUAUGUUAGCGCUUUAUUGCUAUGUUGUAAGUUUUUUCGGCGUUUUAAGAUUAAAUUUGAUGUAAAGAUAGUCAUCAAAAAAAAUUUUUUUCAGAUCCGCGAUAAAGAGCAAACCUUGGCCAAAACAAAAGAGAAAUUGGAAUUCUUUCAGAAUGAUAACAAUAAAAGGAGGCAGAUAAUUGAGAGUCUGACAAAUGAGAGGGAUUCCUUGAGAGUAAGUUGUAUAAAGGAAGGCACGGAAAGUAGCAAAUAUUUUACAUUUUAUUGUCGCAAAAUUUGGAGAAAUUAUGACUAAUGCUUACAUCAAAAAUUUAUAGUUUUCGUUUUGCUGAAAUCUUUGAGAUUUUUAGGCCAAACAUCAAUAUUUUUCUUUCUUUAUUUUUUGAGAUUUUUGGGAUGAAGAAUUCAAAAAUUAUUCGAGGGUAAAGAGACGAGUAAAAACGGAAACUGCAUAAAAUGAAAUUUCAGACUCUUCUCGAAAACCAAAGCAAAGAACUCGAAGAAGAAAAGCAUAAUGUGGCCAUUGGACAUCGAGAAACCAGUCGGAUGCACAAGGAAAUCGAAGCCGUGAAACAUCGGUUGGACCAGGUGCGCGCUCGCCGUGAAGAAAUGGCCAAUCAUCUGCAGAAACAACAAGUGUUUUAUCAGGAAUUGCAGGAGAAAAGUAAUCAAAAAUUAAUUUAGUUCAUAAAAAAUACGUUCAGUGCAUCAAAGGACCAUGCAAAAAAGAGCCGUGGACACCAAAUUAUUUGUCGCUGAGAGCAAUGCCAACGAUCUUCAGGAGGAAAUAAAUCGUGAUACCAAAACUAUUAGGGUAAAAAAUACUGUUACAAGUAGAAAUCGAGCUAUGAAAUGUCUUGAUUUCAGGAAUUGGAAGUGCACUUGGCCAGGAUUACCAAGCAACUUUAUGAAAGACAGCGAGCCAUCGAUGAUAUGAAGUUGGGGCAGUUGGAUCGGAAGGUGAGAAUGCACUCAAACCACCGUAUAUAUUGCCCAUGCAACAACUCGCCAGGGGCAAAAAAAAUAUUUGUUAUGGAAGCGCUUUGUUAUGCGGUCCAUUUUGGCUGUAAAUUCACCCUUUGGACCAGUAAAAGUGUUUGUUUUAGGAAGUUUUCGCUGUACAGAAGUUAGUCGCCCAAAGGUUUGCCUGCAACAUUCAGCCGUUUUUGGGCAAAAUUUUGCGAGCUUUUUUCUCUAAACCGCCCAAUAACCCCCUGAAGAACCAAAGAAUAAUAUUUGCCCGACUAUUAGCCAGGCAUUCCAAAAUUUACCUCCGAGCCACACUUGCAUGAGCCGGAAACGUCCACAAACCUUUUGUUUGGAACUAUUGUUCGAAAAAAUUCACAAUCAUUCCGAAGCCCAUAAAAACCUUCCCCGCUUUUCGGCUGGGUUCCUUUUCAAACCAAUUUCCCCGUUCAUUCUUUUCUCUCUCUCUCUCUGGUCCUCUCCGCUUUUUUCACGAUCAUUUGCAAACUCUGUUGAAUUCGAUGGAAAGAAAAGGGUUUUUAGGGUACAAGUCAUUGCAAAAUUGGUGUAGAUUAUUUUAGAUAUCAAAUAUUUUGGAAAAAGUAUUUGUUAUGGAAGCGCUUUGUUAUGCCUACACUUUUGGCUGUAAAUUCAACCUUUCGACCAGUACAACUGUUUGUUUUAGGAAGUUUUCGCUGUACAGAAGUUAGUCGCCGAAAGGUUUGCCUGCAACAUUUUGUUCUACAGGGUGGGCCACUCGAAACUCCCAACCUCUUUUCAAGUAUUUCUCCGCCAAUAAUGCACCAAUUUCUAUAAAAUUUAUACCAAAUUGAAGCAGAGACACCCCAUUUCUUGUCCACCAAAUAUGGCCCGUCUAACUUCCCGGAGGCACCCGUACUGACCUUUUACAUUUUCAUUCCAAAUUUUGGAGCCCGAAAUCGGUGAAACUUAGAAUUUUUUUGGAAUGAUUUUCAAUUGAGUUUCUCGGACUUAGAAAAUUUUUAGAUUACCGGCAAGAAAAAAGUCGAUAAAUUCGCGGAAAAAAUUUUAAAACAUCAAAGUUUACGUCCGUACCAAGUGUGUUAAGCCCAUAUUUCAAUCAGGCGAGGUACCAAUUUGGGCGAAUGAGAACGAAAGCUGUUUUCUCGGGCAAUCUAAGACUGGGAAGUUUCUAUGCAUCUUCGGGGUGGAUGUCGUCAUGCAUGUAGACAGUUUCGCCCAUUUUUUUACAUUUUGAAAAAUUUCGAAUAAUUAAGCCUAUCGCCCCAGAACACAAAAGCAACGCCUUGAAGAAUAAUUUUGACUAUUCCGUUGACUGCCAUAAUUUUUUUCUGCUGCUUAUAAGAGUUUUAUCUAGUUAAAGGCGCGAGCAUUUUCCAAUUUCAAGAAACUCAACUGGAAAUCAUUCCAAAAAUUUUCUAAGUUUCACCGAUUUCAGGCUCCAAAAUUUGGAAUGAAAAUGUAAAAGGUCAGCACGGGUGCCUCCGUGAAGUUAGACGGGCCAUAUUUGGUGGACAAGAAAUGGGGUGUCUCAGCUUCAAUUUGAUAUAAAUUUCAUAGAAAUUGGUGCAUUAUCGGCGGAGAAAUACUUAAAAAGAGGUUGGGAGUUUCGAGUGGCCCACCCUGUAUUUAAGUCACAGCCGUUUUUGGGCAAGAUUCUCCGAACUUUUUCUCUAAACCGGAAACUUCGCCCAAUAACUCGCUGAAGACGCAAAGAAUAAUAAUAUUUGCCCGACUACUAUAUUUGCCAGGCAUUCCAAAAUUUGCCUCCGAGCCACAUUUGCAUGAGCCGGAAACGUCCACAAACCUUUUGUUUGGAACUAUUGUUCGAAAAAAUUCACAAUCAUUCCGAAGCCCAUAAAAACCUUCCCCGCUUUUCGGCUGGGUUCCUUUUCAAACCAAUUUCCCGUUCAUUCUUUUCUCUCUCUCUCUGGUCCUCUCCGCUUUUUUCGCGAUCAUUUGCAAACUCUGUUGAAUUCAAUGGAAAGAAAAGGGCUUUUAGGAUACAAGUGAUUGUAAAAUUGCUGUAGAUUAUUUUAGAUAUCAAAUAUUUUUUUAGGCAGAAACCGAAUCUCUCCGGAAGAUGAUAAAAAAUAUUGAAGGGAAACAGAAGGAAAUACAAGACAGAUACAUGAAAAACAUGGCUGUGAGAGAUCGAUUGAAGAUGAAUGUGCAACAAUCUGUAAGUCAAAGGUCUUUAGCACCAAAAAAAUAUUACUUUAGGCCAAUCACGCGACCAAUGUUGACAUUGAAGUGGAAAAAUUGAAGAGGCGACAAGCCGAGGAGGAACAGUUUAUUCAGAGUAAUGAUAUCAAAAUAAAACAUCUCGAAGAGGAGGGGAAACGAUGGGAAAAGGAGUGGUUGAGUCACAAUAAUAAGGUAAAAGUUGAUGAAAUUGAAUAAAAAAAACAAUUUCUUUUAGCAAAUCGAGAUGAACUUGGACUUGGCCGAGAUUAAUGCCGAGAAUAAUGUGUUGAGGAAUCGGAUUGAGCGAUUUAGAGCGUUGACUCAAGCGUUGAUUUCGGAGGAGUAAGGCUUUUUUAUUGUGCUAUUUAUCUAAUUUAAAUGUGAAGUUCUUGAAGCGUUCAAUCACUGAAAAUUUCGCGCAUGUUUUGCAAGUUACCCUGAGGUCUGAAGAAUGACUAAUUUCUCGUUUUCAGCUCCCUCGCCAUGUACAAAGCCUAUGUGAUUGGAGCUCCGGAGAUGGAUAUAGACCCUCAGGACAUCACCACCGACGCUUUGGACAAUUUAAUCCAAAAUAGGGAUGCCAAAUUGAAGGAGGUUACAAAGAAAUUGGAGUCUGUGAAGGAAGAAGUUCACAGAAAACGCGAAUUAUUGGAGGUGAGCCUAAGUUUUGCUUCAUAAAGCACGAUUUUAGAGCUCCGAGAGAUAUCUGGCCGAUCCUUUUGACAAUAAAUCAGCGCGGUCUGGGACUUCUGGCUCGUUGAAGAGCGUCAGAAGUGAGCCGGACCUAUCCAAGCACACCAAAGCUCCGAGAAUUCAAUUGGCCAGACUGGAUCGGAAACGGAAGGAUGUGAGAUUAGAGCUCUUUAUAGGUGAACUGUGACAUUUUUAGAUCCUAGAGGAGCAGGAGAAAAUGGCUUUGAGUGAUAUGAAUGAGCGCAAAAAGAAACUGCAAGAUGAGUGCUCGUUGUUGACUGCACAAUGCAAUCGGCUCAUUCAGGAGCACGAAACGCUGGCCAAGGAGAUUGAGGUGGGUUACUGUAGUCGUAGAUUUUUUUGGUGGAAGUUUACACUGAUUUUGCUGAUAAUUUAUACAAGUUUUGCUUAAAAAUUUUAAGAGAAUGUUCUAAAUUUUACUUUUUUUGAAUUAAAAAUUAUUUUUCCACAAAAAUAUUUUUUUCAGCGGGAAAAAGAGCACUCAGAAGUUGUCAAACGGCAAAUUCAUGACUCCGUCGUAGUCUUCGAACAAGAGGAGAAGGAAGAAAGCGAUCGAAUCGAAGCUCUGAGAAAGGCCAAGGAAGAAAGAGUAAGUGUAAAAAGGACAAUGGUUGUGAUGAUUAUUUUCCAUUCUUUCAGAUGCAAUCGCUUUACAAUCGUUUGGCCGAUCUUGAAGCCAAGAUGGUGCUGAAAGAACAGCAUCAUCACAAGCUGAGCAACGAGAUUAGACAGGCUCAGGUUGAUGAGGACAACCUGAGGAACCGAUUUAGUGUGGCCAAGGGAUUGAGGAUCAAUCAGAAACUUCAGAGCAAAGUAGGCGCUUAAUUUUAGAUGUGACUUUACCUCUUUGUCAUGGAUAAUAUAAAAAGAUUUUAGCAACUUGAAACUGCAACCCAAACCCUGGAAGAAUGGCAGAAUCGUGUAGAACAGAGUGAAAGAGAAUUGGCCGAAAUUCAGAACUUAAUCGCCAUUUCGGACCAACGAAAUCAGCCGGCCAAGAAGCAGUUGGCCACGCUCAAACCUUACGGUAAGAUUACUGUAAUUUGAAAGUCCUAAAAUUAUUUUUAGAUGAAGAAACAGUAGAAUAUGAGAAGCUAAAUGAAAGGAAAAAGAAUCUAGAACAGCAGUUGAACUUGGUCAAGCGACAUCAACGAGUUCAAGAGGCCGAAUUGAGCGGGGAUAUUACUAUUGUGGAUGAAAAAAACUUUACAAUUUGA